UGAUUGCAUACCGCCAUUGCUGCACGUGUGUUUGGUGAAAAAAAGUGUUAACAAUGGCAGAAAUCGAGAAAACAAAGAAGAAGAAGAGCAAGAAGUCCCUGGGGGAGGCACAGGUGGCUAUGGACUGCAGAAUGGAGCCCUCUGAUGCUAUUGUCAAGCUUGAAUGCAAGGAUUGGCCUCUGCUCUUCAAGAAUUUUGACAAACUCCUCACCAGGACCAAGCACUUCACCCCCUUGACGAGUGGUUCAACCCCUCUCCACAGACCAAUCGCAGACUACGUGAAGAGUGGCUGCAUCAACCUGGACAAACCCUCGAACCCAUCCUCCCACGAGGUGGUGGCCUGGAUCAAGAGAAUUCUGAGAGUCGAGAAGACUGGACACUCUGGCACUCUCGAUCCCAAGGUGUCUGGCUGCCUCAUCGUGUGCAUCGACAAAACUACGAGACUGGCAAAGUCCCAGCAGGCUGCGGGGAAGGAGUAUAUCGCUGUUUUCAAGCUGCAUCAGGCUGUUGAAGACACCAGGAAGAUAAAUCAAGCGCUGGAGAGAUUACGCGGUGCGCUGUUUCAAAGGCCUCCGCUGAUAUCCGCCGUUAAGCGACAAUUGCGUGUGAGGACGGUUUACGACAGCUGGUUCCUUGAUUACGACAAUGAACGUAACAUGGGAAUAUUUAAAGUUAAAUGUGAGGCUGGCUCCUACGUGAGGACGAUAUGCGUUCACUUAGGUCUGUUCCUCGGGACCGGAUGCCAAAUGCAAGAGCUGAGGAGAAACAGAUCUGGGGUGCAGGAUGAGGAGGACAACAUGGUGACGAUGCACGAUGUACUGGACGCCCAGUGGCUUUACGACAAUCAUGGGGAUGAGUCGUACUUGAGGAGAGUUAUCAAGCCUCUGGAGGCACUGCUGGUCAAUCACAAACGAAUUAUCGUUAAGGACAGUGCUGUGAAUGCUAUCUGUUAUGGAGCCAAAAUCAUGUUGCCAGGAGUACUAAUGUAUGAUGAUGGAAUUGAACUGAAUAAAGAGAUCGUUAUUGUGACGACCAAAGGAGAAGCUGUUGCUCUGGCAAUUGCCAUGAUGACAUCACCAACAAUGGCUGCAUGUGACCACGGAGUCUGUGCUAAAAUAAAGCGAGUUAUAAUGGAGAGAGAUUCGUACCCCAGGAAAUGGGGUCUCGGUCCAAAGGCAUCCGAGAAGAAGAAGAUGAUUCUCGGUGGUAAACUUGAUAAACACGGUAAACCCAAUGAGAACACACCCUCCGACUGGUUGACGAAUUAUCAGGAUUACACAGAAGUCAAGAGAGAAGAAAAUGGAAUUGCUGGCAAGAAGCGAACGCACGAGGAGUCAGAGGCCCCAGCCACCCCCAGUGCUCCAGCCUCUCCUAAAAAGGUGUCCGAGGAGAUGGACGUUGAUGUGACAUCUCCAAAGGAGAAGAAGAAGGAGAAGAAAGAGAAGAAGAAGAAGAAGGAGAAGAAGGAGAGAGAAGAGGAGGCUGAUGUGACACUUCCAACUGAAGCUGAAGAGUCUGAGACACCCAAAAAGGAGAAGAAAAAGAAGAAGAAGAAGAGCAAAGAGGGGGCGGAGUCCUCAUAAUCCAGUCCUGUAAUCAUCCUUCCCUCCUUCAAUCCUUCAUUUUUAACGAUAGGACCAAGACGUGCGAUAAAAUAGGGAUGAAAAAUUGUGCGAAAGCUCAGAAGCUCAGGAAUACGAUGAAUGAUGUACAUAAAGAUGACUGAUGUCUUGGCAUUCGAUAAUUUUCCAUUGAAUGACGUACGAAAAUAAUUUCGUACCAACAAUUCAGCCAUCUUGCCUCAUUGUUUCUUCCUGAAAAUGAUUUUUUUUUAUAUUCAUUAAAUAACAGAUUUAUUUCAUUGCAGAGUAAAAUUGAGAGAGAAUGUAUCCUGUGAGGCAAUUAUUUUGAAUAAAAAGAAAAUAUCCGCAGGGAUGUACGAGUUUUAUUCACAAAUUAGUGAUGAUCGAGAGAAAUAAUUCAGUAAACGUAGAGAAAGGGAAUGAAGAGAAACAAUGAGGGAGAAGAAUCCUGGUAAUCCAGUCCUGUUAUCAUCUUACCCUCCUUCAAUCCUUCAUUUUUAACGAUAGGACCAAGACGUGCGAUAAAAUAGGGAUGAAAAAUUGUGCGAAAGCUCAGAAGCUCAGGAAUACGAGUGAAUGAUGUACAUAAAGAUGACUGAUGUCUUGGCAUUCGAUAAUUUUCCAUUGAAUGACGUACGAAAAUAAUUUCGUACCAACAAUUCAGCCAUCUUGCCUCAUUGUUUCUUCCUGAAAAUGAUUUUUUUUUAUAUUCAUUAAAUAACAGAUUUAUUUCAUUGCAGAGUAAAAUUGAGAGAGAAUGUAUCCUGUGAGGCAAUUAUUUUGAAUAAAAAGAAAAUAUCCGCAGGG
This is a messenger RNA of Diachasma alloeum, 2390 nucleotides long. RefSeq names its product H/ACA ribonucleoprotein complex subunit 4 (gene Nop60B). Gene Ontology annotation, cellular component: box H/ACA snoRNP complex. Gene Ontology annotation, molecular function: RNA binding; pseudouridine synthase activity. The record is from RefSeq and is a predicted model, not a curated record. Bases 54 to 1583 code for a protein of 509 amino acids. Lineage: Eukaryota; Metazoa; Arthropoda; Insecta; Hymenoptera; Braconidae. The transcript is spliced from 7 exons. Gene Ontology annotation, biological process: box H/ACA sno(s)RNA 3'-end processing; rRNA pseudouridine synthesis; mRNA pseudouridine synthesis.